This is a messenger RNA of Cooperia oncophora, 468 nucleotides long. Lineage: Eukaryota; Metazoa; Nematoda; Chromadorea; Rhabditida; Trichostrongylidae. The record is from the annotation of a GenBank genome assembly.
AUGAAAUCAAGCGUUUUCAACAAGUUCCUCACUCCAGUGGUACUGGAAUCAUCCCCUAGCGUGGCGUCAUUAUCUGGAACUCCAUUGAAGAGCAUUCUGUCGACGCCAGCCAAGUCUGAGUCCGGUGUGUCGAGUGAAGUGCCUGCAACUCAGGAAGUCGUGACUGAGUCGGAUGAUGAAGAGCUCAUUAGAUCGGAAGGAUUUUGUGUAGACGAGUGCAGCCGAUUGUCUCCUAAUCGCCCUUCGGAGGAGAAACAUGAACCCAGAACGGAGACAGAAGAGGAUUCAGAUUCUUCGGAUGACGACGAUGAGCUGAGCUAUAAAACUGUGAUGAAGAUGAAUUUGACCGGAGUUGCGCGUGAAUUCGCGGAAUAUCUGCUCAUGCGACAAUCGGAACGCGCCAUAGCUAGGAGGGAUCCUAGUCGGAGCACAGUUACCUAUGAAGUGUGGAGACGUACAGGUCAGUGA